GUGGACUAUAUGCGGAUGUAAACAAAAAAAAACGUCUAGAAUAACAUAACUUUAUAAGUAUCCUAAAUGUGACAACAAUCAACUGACAUUACAUUUAGAAUAUCCAUUGGCGUUUGCUGAUUUGUUAUAUUCUCAUAUAAAGCAAUGGGAAAAGGUUGUGCAGUUGCAGGGUGCAGUAAUUCCAUCAAAACUGGACAUUCCGUACACCUGUUUCCUAAAGAUGAACAACAACGUCUUUUGUGGAUACGCUUUGUAAAACUGACCCAUGUUGAUUUUUCGGAGCCAACUCAAAACUCUGCUAUAUGUAGUGCUCACUUCACAGACGACUGCUACGAAGUUGACAGAAUCAAAUUUAAGGAGCUAUUUGGGAUGUCCACCAACAAGAGACUUUUGCCAAAUUCAGUGCCAAGUAUUUACCCCAAAAGACCUCCAGAAGUGAUCAACAUGGUCAAUGAGGCUAAGAACAUGAAGAAGAAACGAAAGACAUCUAUAACUCCACAGAAAAGAGAAAAGGUCAAGGAGAUGCCUAAAAAAAGGAUGAAAGCCCAUAGCACAAUAGUUAAGGAAAAUAAAGAAAGAAUGAGAAAAAUGGCACACAAAAAAAGACGAGAGAAAGAAGAUCAGGAAACAUUAAAAAUAACACACUCCUCCACUAGAUCAGACAGUGGUGCUCCAAUGAAAAGGAGAAAAGAAACAGACAAAUAUAACAUGACCACUUCAGAAAUUCCUCCUGUAAAGAAAAUGAAAUUGGAACAAAGAUUAAAAUGUGGAAACAAGCAGGAAAAAGUUAUAAAUAAAAAUAUGGAAAGUGCUGAUGGAAUCUCAACAUCAUCUGUUGUCAACGUAACUGUUACUAGACGUAUACUACGUUCUGAUAUUGGUACUGACGUCAGUAUGGAAAAGGGUAACAGUUUAUUAGCCUCCAGCACCAAACAUUCCGACAAGACCCAGAACAUAAGAAGUUUAUUACCCUUGAACAUGAUGAAUAUCACUGAUAAAAAGACACAGAAUGCUAGAAGUUUAUUACCUUUGAAUAUAACGGAUGAAAAGACUCAGAAUGCAAGAAGUUGGUUACCUUUUAAUGUCACGGAUGAAAAGACUCAGAAUGCUAGAAGUUUAUUACCUUUUAAUAUUACGGAAGAAAAGACACAGAAUGCAAGAAGUUUGUUACCUUUGAAUGUCACCACAGAUAAAAAGACUCAAAAUCUUAGAAGUUUGCUAACCUUUCAAAUCAGUACAGAUAAAUCAACACAGAAUUCUAGAAGUUUAUUACCUUUUAAAAUCACUGAUAAAAAGUCACAAAAUGAAAGGAGUUUAUUACCCCCUAAUACAGAUGCUGGUAACAAGAAAGAAGAUGUGAACUGUUUAUUGCCUUUGAAUGUGGAUCAUUCUAACAUGAAACAGAAUUCUAAAUGUUUAUCACCAUUGAAGGCUGGCCUUAAAACAGAGAAUCAAGGUGCUAGAAGUGUAUUAUCUUUGAAUGCUGGCCAGGUUACGGAGAGUCAAAAUUCUACAAGUUUGUUAUCUUUAAAUUCUGGUCUAGUUACUGAGGGUCAAAGUUCUACAAGUUUGUUAUCUUUGGAUGCUGAACAGGUUAUACUUACUGAGAGUCAAAAUGCUGGCCAGGUUGCCAAGAGUCAAAAUUCUAUAAGUUCAUUAUCGUUGAAUGCUGGUCAGGUUACCAAAAGUCGAAAUGCUAGAAGUUUAUUAUCGUUGAAUGCUUGUCAGGUUACCAAAAGUCGAAAUGCUAGAAGUUUAUUAUUGUUGAAUGCUGGUCAGGUUACCAAAAGUCGAAAUGCUAGAAGUUUAUUAUCUUUGGAUGCCAGUCCGGUUACUAAGGGUGAAAAUGCUAGAAGUUUAUUAUCUUUGGAAACCAGUCCGGUUACUAAGGGUGAAAAUGCUGGAAGUUUAUUAUCUUUGGAAACCAGUCAGGUUACUAAGAGUCAAAAUGCAAGAAGUUUAUUAUCUUUGGAAACCAGUCCGGUUACUAAGGGUGAAAAUGCAAGAAGUUUAUUAUCUUUGGAAACCAGUUCGGUUACUAAGGGUGAAAAUGCUGGAAGUUUAUUAUCUUUGGAAACCAGUCCGGUUACUAAGAGUCAAAAUGCAAGAAGUUUAUUAUCUUUGGAAACCAGUCCGGUUACUAAGGGUGAAAAUGCUGGAAGUUUAUUAUCUUUGGAAACCAGUCCGGUUACUAAGAGUCAAAAUGCAAGAAGUUUAUUAUCUAUGGAUGCCAGUCAGGUUUCUAAUAGUCAAAACCCUGAAAGUUUAUCAUCGUUGAAUGCUGGUGCUGUUACAGAGAGUCAAAAUGCUAGAAGUUUAUUAUCUUUGAAAACGAGUCCAGUUUCCAAAAGUCAGAAUGCUAGAAGUUUAUUACCUCUGAAUAUUCAUGAUAUUAGUACUGUUUGUGAUACAAAGAAUUCUAGAAGUUUACUACAUAAUGUAAAAUUACCUUUGAAUACUGACACUAUUAUCAAGACACAGAAUCAGAAAAUUUUCCAGAGUACUUUCUCAGAAAAUAAAUCACAAAGGGAGCACUCUCAAAAUAGUGUAAGUUCUAUCAAGGGACCUUCUCAGACUGUUCAGAGUGUUUUGGAAACAGAGAAUGUACAAGAGAAUAUUUUUUCUGUCUGCAUUAACAGGACCAAAGGAAGUCCAGAUGUUAAAAUUAUACAGCCAUGUAUUAGACAGGAAGUGAAUAAAAAGAAUAGACUAGAAAAUAUACUAAAACAGAGUAAGCUGUGUACACAUGGUCUCCAGAACGAAUCAAAGAAGGAAAAUCUAGAGUCUACUGCUGCGAUAUCUGUCACAAAACCUUCUAAGGAGAAGAAGUCACAGCGUCAUCUUAGAAGAGGACGUAGAUUUAAAGAAAAAUAUAAAUAUAAAAGCCUGCCUGAAGAAAGUGAAACAGAGACUGAUAAACCAGCAUCUUUGCUGAGGUCCCAAGAGAUCACAGACUACCAGGUACAAGAUCUAAGCUGGUUGUUAUCACUAUUUACACAUGGAAUUAAUGGUGUUUUGGCAGAAGAAAUGGGUUUAAGUAAAACAGUACAAGCUAUAGCUUUGUUGAGAUACAUGAAGGACUAUCAACAGAUAUCUGGACCUCAUUUGUUUAUUGUACCUCUGUCUAAUAUAGACCACUGGCUGGUAGAAUUCAAACGUUGGAGUCCUGAUUCCAGAUUAGUUGUGAUAAAAGGCACUGCUGAACAAAUAAGACCAGCAUUCAAAGACAUAGUGAAGGACAAUGGCUGGGAUGUUUGUAUUACUAGUUAUGAAACAUGUCUCAAAGAACCUAAUGCCUUCAAAGAAAUUAAUUGGAGAUAUUUGGUUGUAGAUGAAGUCCAGACCAUCAAUAAAGAAAAGACACAAAUUUCAGAGUUUAUCCAGAGUAUGAAGACAUCCAAUAAACUGUUACUGAAUGGAACCCAGACACAGAAUGACAUACAGGAGUUAUUGGCCUUACAGAACUUCCUGAUGCCUGAUUCAACAAAUAAUACCAUCUUCAGAUCAGCUAAUCAUUUAUGUGACAAAGAACUUGUGAACUGUUUACAUAGCAUUCUUCAACCAUUCCUGUUGAAAACAAUUAAAGCAGACUUAGAAAAGGGAUUAUUACCAACCAAAGAAAUCUACAUAUAUGUUGGACUUUAUACUUUACAAAAAGAUUGGCAAACAAUACAAGCACAAGACUUAAAGGACCAACUGGAUGAUAACAUGAAAAGGGAGGUGAGUGAGAAAAAGAUUGAAAUCCUUAAACAUAUCUCCUUACCAAAUCAGUCAAAAUUGGAAAUCAUUCAACCAUGUAAAGUAAUUAAUCCCAGUGUUGGACUAAAAAGUUUAUUAAAAAACAAUACAAGUAUUGGAAACAGGACCCAGAGCAGGAAAACUCUACAAAGUAUUUUACCAGCCAAUAAGUCAACACAGGGAUCUUUUCAAAAGAAUUCUACUAAGUCUUUUCCCUUCAAUGGUUUACUGACAAAAGGAUCUGGUGAGGGGUCUUCUCAGAAUGUUCAGAUUACCUCAGAUUGCAGAAAUAGUCCAGAAAGAAUAUUUUCUGUAUGUGUUGAAAGUUUGAAAGGCAGCCCAAAUAUCAAAAUUAUACAGCAAGCUGGGGUUGAAAAGAUAUUAGGACAAAAGAAGGUCGACUUUGAAUUGCAAUCAUGUCCAGAUGAGCUUAGCAUCAGACAUAAAUUAAGAAGAAAUAAAAAACAUAAAAGUGAACUAAAUGCAAAAGUUGAAAGAAAAGAUGAAUAUUCAAAUGAAGAGGAAUCAAAUGAAAGUGAGGAUGAAAAGAAGGAAAAAUCAAGUGAUAAUGAAAUAUUUAUAAAAGAUAAAUUAAGUACAAAUGAAAUUCAAGAAAAAUAUUUGUCUUUUGUAAAACAUUAUAUAAAUGGAGAGUUUGAAUACAAGGGUACCAGAAAAUUGAACUGUAUACCUGCUGUAAAUGACCAUCAGUCAGUUUGCCCCUGUAUUGUGUGUGGAGACCAGGCUGUGGGCAUGUACUUUGGUAUUAUGGUGUGCUAUAGUUGCCGUACUUUCAUAGUUGCUACUGUACAAUACAGAUCAAUCCUCAAGUGUGAAGCACAUUCUAACUGUACAAUUUAUUACCGUGAAGAAUUUUGUCCACAUUGUCGAUUUAAGAAAUGCCUUUGGGCUGGAGCUGUUGUUGCAGAGGUUCCACUCAGACUUCAAAAACUGAGUAAGUUUAAACAAUCUCUCACAGUUAAAAAGAAAAAGCAACCCAAGAGGAUUUCGAAAUGUUUUAAAGAGAAGACUUGUGUGAAAGUCGCCACUGACACCAGAUGUGCUCCAACUAUGUAUUUAACCAGUGAUACUGACUGUGAUAACAAAGAUGACUGUGAUAAACUUGUUGACAAUUCUGAUCCAAUCAAAUUAUCAGGAGGACAGAAAGACAAUUCUUAUCCAAUCAAAUCGUCAGGUGUACAGAAAGACAAUUCUUAUCCAAACAAAUCGUCAGGAGGACAAAAAAAAAUCAAAUUUGAAAAACUGACUAAAAUUUCUUGUAUCAAAAGUGAAAGUUCAACAACGACUACAUGUUCUGGUAUUAAGGAGACUAGUGGUACUGAGAUACAGCUAAAACCUUUGUCAGAAAAUAAUAAUAUGGCAGAAAAUUUCCACUACUUUAAACAAAACUCAGGACCAAUAAGCACAAGUGAUAUUUUGACUGAUUGGCAAAGGCUGCAUAAAAGUGUUCAGGAACAAUUCCAAAAAUUGAAGAAUUAACAAAUUUGAUAUAAAUUUAUUG
This is a messenger RNA of Mytilus trossulus (common blue mussel), 5260 nucleotides long. RefSeq lists its product as uncharacterized. Gene Ontology annotation, molecular function: ATP binding; zinc ion binding; DNA-binding transcription factor activity. Gene Ontology annotation, biological process: regulation of DNA-templated transcription. Gene Ontology annotation, cellular component: nucleus. NCBI's taxonomy places the organism in Eukaryota, Metazoa, Mollusca, Bivalvia, Mytilida, Mytilidae. The transcript has 18 exons. The record is from RefSeq and is a predicted model, not a curated record. The coding region runs from base 145 to 5238 and encodes 1697 amino acids.